Molecule: messenger RNA, 3841 nt
Organism: Corticium candelabrum
Lineage: Eukaryota; Metazoa; Porifera; Homoscleromorpha; Homosclerophorida; Plakinidae
Product: adhesion G protein-coupled receptor L4-like
Exons: 16
Coding region: 31-3309 (1092 amino acids)
Biological process (GO): cell surface receptor signaling pathway; G protein-coupled receptor signaling pathway
Cellular component (GO): plasma membrane
Molecular function (GO): G protein-coupled receptor activity; protein binding; calcium ion binding
Source: RefSeq, a predicted model, not a curated record
UUGCAGGCUGUUGUUUACUUCAUCGAUCAAAUGGCUAAUUGCUUUGCUUUCUUCUUGUUCUUUCUUGUUGAAACAGUUGCAAGUCAGGGAGAUGGUUCAGGGAGUAGUGUAUGCCCUCAAGCGUGCAACUGCAGCUCGUUUCCUGUCGUCGACUGCAAACACAAAGGACUGUCGGAGGUGCCUCUAGAUCUUCCUGACAAUCUAACACAUCUAUACCUGGAAGGCAAUUCCAUAUCUCACUUGGACGCGUUAGAUAAAGUAUCAGCGGAUCUGCGAUCUCUGAUUGUGCUGAAUCUCAAUGACAAUAAAGUCACCACAUUGAAACGAAAUACUUUCAAGGAGGUACCUCGUCUACAGCAACUGUAUCUGAAAAACAACAGAAUUGCUGUGAUCGAUGAGCCUGCAACAUCUUUCUCAUCUCUAUCACUAUUACGUCUUGGGGACAACCCAUUUCAAUGUGACUGUCAAUUACUACCAUUUCGACGUUGGCUGGAGAAUACUCAAGUAGACAUCGACAUCUCAGACAUUCUCUGCAGUUGGCCGACGAGUGCAGUUCGAGUGCUCGAUGUUUCACAGAAUGCUCUUAUAUGUGAUGAUGUUGAUGAAUGCAGUCGGAUUGAUAGAGGUGGUUGCCAACAUCGGUGUGUCAACAGCCAUGGCAGCUAUUCGUGUGUAUGCAAUCCUGGGUAUAAUAUUCAGUCGGAUGGUUUGUCGUGUCGCGAUAUCAAUGAGUGCUUGGAAUUUUCUAACAGUUGCAAGCAAGGUUGCAUGAAUCUUGAAGGCAACUAUAUGUGUCUUUGUACGAGAAAUCUGGUUCUAGCAGCAGACAAGAAGUCUUGUGUUGUUGCUGAUCAGCAAUCGUGUUCUCCUGAAAUAACUGUUGAUGACAAAGGCACAUUUCCAUGGCAACAAACAACAGCUGGAACGGUUGCGUUUCUAGACUGCCCGAUCGGUUUUCAGGCAAUGUCAACGAUGGUUGCUAAUGCAACUAGAAUGUGCAAUGAAAACCGCCAGUGGGGUAAAUCUAAUACAUCACGGUGUCUCUAUUUGUCUGACACCACACGGUGGUUGGAUGCAUAUUCUCAAGCAACUGUUUCUGUUGGAAACAGGAAUCAGAUUGCAGCUGUAGUGAAGAGAUUGAUAAGCGGUGCUGUCAAUUUGAGUUCAGACGAUCUCGUGUAUGCGACUACUCUUUUGGAACGUGUCUGGGAUCCUCGCUUUGGGACAGCUAGUCUACAGAUUGGCACAGAUGGUGUCGAAACGGUGUCUCAACUGGUUUCUGCUACAAGCUCUAAUCUUGAUUAUGGACAGAUGCAUUUUCAGACCAGCACCCGAUUAUUGAAUUUGAUUGAGAUCUAUGGGGAGUCGAUUGCUUUACCGUUUGGUAUCUCUUCUAUGAAUAUGCAAUCAGACAACUUGGCUGUGAGGAUUAUAGACUCCAACCCGUCUUCGUUUGAUGGUGCUACCUUUGUAGCGGUCAGUCCUGCUACUGGUGCAUCAGGCAGGAGAUUUGAUUUACUGGCAACAAAUGGCAAGGAUUCCUUACUUGAGACUGCAGGAGAUAACAUGAUUGCUGGAAUACGAUUACCGCCUGCUGUUCUUAACGAACUUGGAUUAAGUGCUUCAAUGGUUCGAGUUCAGUUGGUGGUGUAUGCAUUGAAUGCAUUGUUUCGGACUCGUGAUUCUUCGGCGGUGAGUUUGAGUGAGGAGUGGGUUGUUGGAAGCAAGGUUACAGUUUCUGGUAGUCGUGUGGUACAAAUCCAGAGUGAGGUCGAAAUUGCAAUCAGGCAUCGUCAACUUGGAAAUCAUGAGGUUGCUGUGUGUGCUUACUGGAAUUCAUCAGUAAACGAUCAACUUGGUGGUUGGUUGACUGAUGGUUGUUGGCGUGAUGCCGAGAUGAGUAACAGUAAGGUGACUGUAUGCAAAUGCAAUCAUUUAACAAACUUUGGCAUUUUAUUGACAUCGACUUGUGCUAAUUGCACUGAACAUGAUCGCGAACUUCAUCUUGAAGUCUACAUUGGGUGUGGUGUGUCUCUCUUUUUUGUGUGCCUUAUGUUUGUAUUAAUCGCUCUUGUGCGGGAACAAAAAACAUCAACUUAUAUGAAAAUUCAGAAGAACUUUGCAAUUGCUCACAUAUUCAUUAUGGUACCAUUUCUGGCUGGAAUAUUUAGGACAUCGCCAAACGGUGUGUGUCAAGCUGUUGCUGCUGUGCUUCAUUUUGGAUUGCUUUCAGCCCUUGUGUGGCUUGCCAUUGAAGCAAUAACAUUUUACAUUAAACAGACUCGGAGGAUAGGGGUCACACAGAACACAAAUAUUUUGAAGCGAUUUGCUUUCGCUUGGGGCCUACCUCUGAGUGUUGUUGUGUCACUGGUUGUCAUAGGCAAUGUUACAAAUGUUUCGAUUUAUGGCGGCACAGAAUUUUGCUGGAUAGAACAUAAUGUCACUCUUAUAACGACAUUUUAUGUUCCGUUUGGACUUCUCAUUGGUUUCAACCUUGUUCUCUACUUUCUCAUUCAUCGGGUCAUUGGUCGGACACCACAGCCAGCCGAUCUAUUGCGUCUGCGGACAAAUGCGGUGACACUCACUCUUUUCGUUCUUACUGUUUUGUUUGGAUGUUUGGUAAUCCUCGGUACCGUUGACGACCACCUGGCAUUUCGAGUUAUAUUCAUCACAUUUUGCGUUAUGCAUGCUGGCUCGAUGCUGCUUUUGCAGUGUGGGUUGAAUGUGGAAGUGAGAACGAAAAUCAAAGCUGUGUUGUUUACCAACAAACAGAUGCUCUCCUACAGUCGUGCCACGUCUCAUACGUAUUUGGAUGACAGAAAUUCUUCACUGGAAAGAUCGAAUCUUUCAUCGGUAGGUGAUCAUGACGUUGAUGGAAGACAAACUUAUCGUAAUCCAACUUCACUUGAGCAAGUAGAAGACCACCACUACCGUGAUGUUGACUGGAGCUUAAGACAUAGUCGUACAGUGCUCCAGCCUUCAAGACCUAUCGGACAGCCAAUGAUUGUGUCCUCUGGUCAGCCUCGCAGACAACAAGUGUAUCUUUCUACCGAUGGAAGGGCACUUUAUAGACAUAAUGUCGUACCUCGUUUUAUGCCAGAUCGUCGAGGAGAGAGGAAUUUGGUAGAGAGCACACAGCAGAAUUUGUUUUGGCAACAAGGCCCGUGGUGGAGUAACUCUAAUGUGAAUGAUGAUGCAGCCAGUGGAAGGUUGAUUCGUAAGUCAUCUUCACGCAACAAGAUGUCAAAAAGAAUAAACAAACAGCAAGUAUCGGAAUCGGAAGAGUCAUCGACUCCACAGUUUGUUUGAUGCGAUAUGACAUCAGUCCAGAAACGGUGGCAUGUGACAUACUAUGCUGACCGUAUCCGUACGAAGGAUAUCACAAGCAUUAAAAUUUUGUGAAUUCGAUUAUGGUCUAUACUACUAAGAUGUACAAUGGAUGUCUGCAUGUCUGUAAAUGUGGUACUCGACUGUGAACUUGUGGAAAUUGAUUGUCAUCAUUUGUAUGUGAACUAGUACUGAUUUUCAGUUUUUAUUACUACUGUUUACAUUUACAUCUUACCCACUGGCCUGAUGUCUUGGUUGCUGUGGUUUUUUUUGUCUUAGAUCAAAUUUCAUAAAUCCUCCGAAGUGUUUGACAGAGGCAAUGCUGUCUGUUCGGAAUCUGAAAUGUCAAGGUCCGAAUCUUAUAACUCUCCAAUUGCUUGAAGUUUGGUACAAGAAUUUGAAAGGCCGAGUUGAGUGGGUCAAGUUUAUCAGAAACAUUUUCCCUGAAUUUUAUUAAUGGUUUGAAACAAGAUGGUGUUUGGUCUCGGUAUCUAGUACUGUACAGCACGUUUGC